UCUUCAUGUGGUAUUUCCGUGCCUUUUCGGGCAAUCAUUCCAUAUCAUCGCGGCUUGAGUCCACCCGGCCGAAAGUGAUUCCACGCAAGUUAAGGAGCGAAGGAUUGAGUGACACUCAACCCGCCAACAAAAGAGUCGGCGAUAAAAGAAAACCUGGGGUUGUGUGCUCUUAUUCUCCUGCAAGCGCCACGCCGAGCUCCUCGUACAACGAGCACAAACCCAAAACGCCCCCUCCCGAUCUACCUUCGCUUCUUCUUGACAGCCGGAUUGUUUACAUAGGGAUGCCGCUGGUUCCAGCGGUGACCGAGCUCAUCGUAUCCGAGCUUCUCUACAUGCAGUACACGGACGCUACUCGUCCAUGCUACAUAUACAUAAAUUCUACUGGUUGUCAGCGAGCUGAUGGGGAGGUUCUGCCAUAUUCUGAUAAUGCAAACAAUAAAGUGCCCCACCUUCGUUUCGCUGAAAAUUUUCCCCUUCAACAGAUUUAUACUGUUGGCACGGGGGUUGCCAUAGGUCAAGCUUGCAUGAUACUGUCAGCUGGAAAUAAGGGCAAACGGUUUAUGACAGCUCAUGCAACAGCGAUGCUGCAUCAGCCAAGGAUACCAUCUACUGGUCAACGACAGGCUAUUGAACUCCACCUCAAGUGGAAAGAAGUUCUUGAGCAAAAGAAAGCCAUGGUUGAUAUAUUAAGUCUGACAACUGGUCACUCCAAAGAGAAGAUAGAUAAUGAUAUUCAACGUCCUCUUUAUCUGACGGCGAAGGACGCGAUUGCUUACGGGAUAGUGGAUAAAGUCGUCGAUAAAAACUCUCGAGCGAUUGAUAGCGUUCUUUCAGGAGAUGCAUGGGAUGAUGCUGCAGGGCUUGUGAGCUCUCCAUCCCCGGGACAGUGAGUUCCUCGAUGAAACUCUCUUGUUCAUGAUGGUCUGGCAGAAGACGCAGUUUAAGCUGCCUUUCGAAAGUUUGUUCUGAAGGUUGUGCAAUACCACUUUUGUUGUCAGUGGUGACGUUAUUUUCAAAUUGUUUAGCAUCCUUUCCUGUAGUGUGUUGAGAGCAGUUCCUCUAUAAGUACAUCAGCUGCGGAUAUUUCCAUCAUGAAAUUCAUGGACUUAUCAACAACUCUUGCUCACUCCUCAGAAUCAUAUCCGAACACACUUGAGAAAACCUCAAGCACUUUCGUGCCUUCGUCAAUAGUCGCCAUAGGAUCCUUUCGCAGACGGUGACGAAGACACAGUGUAACCACCGAGUAGACGUCUUCAUCGGUGACUUCGUUGGCACCCCUGUAUGCAGCAGCAGCUCUGGAAGCACGGGUAGUGACGAGGUCUCCCCUGAGCCCGUCGACAUCAAGCUCGGAACAAACCUGAGAAAUCUUGAGCCGAAUUUCCAUUGGUACU
Micromonas pusilla CCMP1545 is the source of this 1391-nucleotide messenger RNA. It is a transcript of the gene CLP, whose product is annotated as ATP-dependent clp protease. Gene Ontology annotation, molecular function: ATPase binding; serine-type endopeptidase activity; ATP-dependent peptidase activity. Gene Ontology annotation, cellular component: endopeptidase Clp complex. The record is from RefSeq and is a predicted model, not a curated record. The coding region runs from base 6 to 890 and encodes 294 amino acids. The transcript is spliced from 7 exons. Lineage: Eukaryota; Viridiplantae; Chlorophyta; Mamiellophyceae; Mamiellales; Mamiellaceae. Gene Ontology annotation, biological process: protein quality control for misfolded or incompletely synthesized proteins.